GCCCCUUUAAUCUCUACUUCCUACACAAAAUAAAAUAUAAGCAAUGGCUAUCUCCAAGUUUUUGUUGAUUUUGUGCCUUCUUCCGCUUUUAAUGGCAAUGGCUGCUGCAGCUCAAUAUAGAGUUGGAGGCUCGGCUGGCUGGACUAUUCCGGCGGACCCUAACACGAUGUCGUACAACCGGUGGGUGGAGAGGAGUCGGUUUCAGAUUGGAGAUUCACUGCUAUUCGUCUACCCUCCCGACAAAGAUUCAGUACUCCAGGUGACACAAGACGCCUACAACACUUGCAACACAUCCUCCUUCAUCCACCAAUUUGACGAUGGCAACACUGUGUUCACCUUCCACCGGUCAGGGCCGUACUACUUCAUCAGUGGCAAGGAGGCCAACUGCAGGAGGAACGAAUCGAUGGUUGUGGUAGUGGAUGCUGACCGGUAGC
Molecule: messenger RNA, 434 nt
Organism: Asparagus officinalis (garden asparagus)
Lineage: Eukaryota; Viridiplantae; Streptophyta; Magnoliopsida; Asparagales; Asparagaceae
Product: early nodulin-like protein 1
Exons: 2
Coding region: 44-433 (129 amino acids)
Cellular component (GO): plasma membrane
Molecular function (GO): electron transfer activity
Source: RefSeq, a predicted model, not a curated record